UAGUCGUAUACUUCUCUAUCUUGUAUCUACGGUACCAUGCUGGCAUUGUUACAGAUGAGAUGCUUUCCAUGCCAAAAGCUCCUUUUCUGGCAGUGGGCCUCUUAGAAGCUCUUGCGGCUGCAACUGGAAUGGCAGCUGGAGCAAUUUUGUCUGGAGCAUCAAUUCCAAUUUUGUCCCAGACUUUUCUCGUUUGGCAAAUUCUCCUGUCAGUUAUUUUCCUUGGGAGAAGAUAUAGAGUAAAUCAACUUUUAGGAUGCUUUCUUGUGGCUAUCGGCGUAAUCAUAACUGUAGCAAGGUAACUCACGUAUAUGAUCUUUUCGAAUUCUAUAUUUUGUCUUAGGCUUCUACAAACAAUACUCAGCUAGUCGCUCUUGUUGGUGAACGGAAUGUUCAAGGAUUCUGAACUUUUAAC
This is a messenger RNA of Morus notabilis, 412 nucleotides long. Its product is annotated as protein CLT3, chloroplastic-like. Lineage: Eukaryota; Viridiplantae; Streptophyta; Magnoliopsida; Rosales; Moraceae. Bases 60 to 299 code for a protein of 79 amino acids. The record is from RefSeq and is a predicted model, not a curated record. The transcript has 3 exons.